Molecule: messenger RNA, 222 nt
Organism: Prorocentrum cordatum
Lineage: Eukaryota; Dinophyceae; Prorocentrales; Prorocentraceae
Source: the annotation of a GenBank genome assembly
GGGCGCCAUGGCGGUCACGGUGGAGAUCGAAUGCCACGACCCGUCGGGCCUCACCCUGCCGUACCCCUACAAGGAGGAGAAGUACAAGGAGUACAGCGACAGGCUGCAGAACGCCAUGUUGAGCCAGUGCGGCGACCAGCAGAUCGACAUCGACUGGCACGUGAACCCCGUGCAGAGGGGCAUGGCCGUCGUGGAGGGCAUGCAGAACUGGUACUGGCAGAA